UGGCAUGAGGCUGCAGCUAGGAUGUAGCAAUGGCACAUACCGGGUAGGACUUAGUAGUAGGAGGUCGGGAGGUAGCUUCCAAGGAAGCGGCCCCUCCAUUGGCGUUGGCGUCGGCGUUGCCAUAAGCUGGCAGCCGUCUUAGCGGAGGUUGGUUGGGCGGCAUGGUGUUCCUGGAGCCGGACCCCUUCUUGAAUGAGCUGAACAAGCUGUACGAGCGCAAUAAGAGCAGCACCGGGCCGGCACGCACUGUGUGGAUCACCUGCAAGCGAUCUGCCCUGCAAGGCCCAAAGAAGAAGGGGGCGCCUGCAGCAGCAGGGGACGCACCCGCGGAGGCGGACUACAAGUGCCUCAUACGGGCCACCGAUGGCAAGAAGAAGAUCAGCACAGCGGUUUCCGUCAAAGAAGUUGCCCGAUUCCAAACAGCUUAUGCGACAGUAUUGAAGGCGCAUAUGGAUGCAUUGAAGAAAAAGGAAAAGAGAGACAAAAAGAAAACAGGCAAUAAGCCAUCAGUAAAGCGAGAACUUACUUGACCAUGCCAUGACAUGCGUGGUGACGUCUGGUCACAAUCAUCAUAGUGGCAGCUGUGGAUAAGAUCGACACAUAGUAGCAGGGACACGUACUUUUACGACCCCUCCAUGUAUACAACACACUGACAUGCGCAUGAUCGAUGCUGCAUGCUGCAUGCCAGUUUGACACAUGCAGUCAUGGGCCCCAGGGCCUUUGCUGUCAUCC
Klebsormidium nitens is the source of this 732-nucleotide messenger RNA. The record is from the annotation of a GenBank genome assembly. Lineage: Eukaryota; Viridiplantae; Streptophyta; Klebsormidiophyceae; Klebsormidiales; Klebsormidiaceae.